This is a messenger RNA of Moneuplotes crassus, 944 nucleotides long. The record is from the annotation of a GenBank genome assembly. NCBI's taxonomy places the organism in Eukaryota, Ciliophora, Spirotrichea, Euplotida, Euplotidae.
UUUAAAAAUGCAGAAAGAAUUCUUUUUGGAGGAGGAAAGAGUAAUCACUAUUAAAGAUACUCCAGAUCAAGAAAUAGAUGAUUUGUCUGAAGGUACACCACUCUCCUUUUGAAUCUCUCCAGACCCUUGUGUUGGAUCUCAAGAAGCUUUCCUUCUGCAUGAUCAGAUCAGUAUGAAUGAACACUCAGAUAUAAACCAGGAUCGGUAUAUCAGAAAUAGUAUUAACUAAAUCUGAGAAGCCACCAUGUUUACCGACAGACAGACAGCAAGCAUGAAAAGUCACCAAUGAAGGUAAAAAUAAUCAGUGAAAAGUCCCAAUAAGAUUGAUGAAGCAAGGUGGAAAAGAAGGCAUAACUGAGCAUUUAGAGCUUACACUAAAACCACCCAACUUGUCACCAAAACAUGAGGAUUUGAACAGCUUUAUUGAUGGUUUUAAAGUUAUAAAAGCAUGCUCAGGAACUCGAAGAAUCCGGAAUAGAUACGAUUCUAUAUAUCGAUCAUUAUUAAGGAGAUUCAGGAAGUUUUAUAAUAUUAGCUUCGACAGGCUAACACGAUAUAAAUCUCUUAAGAGAUAUAGGAAGAAUAUAUUAAUGAAAUGAAUUUCAGAAUAUACUGCUACUAUCUUCCCUGAAGACAAGUCUAAUGAGCUUCUGUACAGCCUUGCUAAUCUGAUAUAUCCCUCAAUGUUAGUAUGAAAUCUUGAUCAUUACAAUGAGGAAUAUCCAAGUUUGACUGACUUUGUUGAAAACCAGAAGAACAGGGGAAUCCAAGUGCCUGAUAUCUUACUUAACUUCACUUUCACUAAAAUGGAGCUGCUACUAUUACAGCCUGGGAUUGCCACCCUGUUUAGACAUUUUGUGGAGGAAAACAAGCAUGAAUUUAGUGAAAAGGAAUCAUACCCUGUACAACAAAUGCUCAAGAUAUGCUCUAUUUCUCUUAAUUAA